UUAUUUUACUUGUCACAUGCCUUCUACUGGGCCAGGUGAGCUUGUGUUUUGUGACGAAAAUCGAUCGAUAGUCGUCAAAACACAGAUGAGUCGUUCACCUACGACGUCGGCAUGAAUAAAUUCAUCCGAUAUUAGUCCAUCCUGAUCGCGAGCACGCAUAAAAAUACCAAAAAAACUUAUAGACAAACUGAUAAACCGCGACUUCUGUAUACGUCGUUACAAUGCAGAGCGUUAUCAAUUCUGUCAAAGGGACGGCGCUCGGGGUUGCCGAGUAUCUCACCCCGGUUCUGAAGGAGAGCAAGUUCCGAGAAACCGGAGUUUUAACCCCUGAAGAGUUUGUUGCUGCCGGUGAUCACCUUGUACAUCAUUGCCCUACGUGGCAGUGGGCUACUGGAGACCAAGACAGGGUCAAGUCAUACCUACCAAAGAACAAACAGUUUUUAUUGACUCGUAACGUGCCAUGUUCACGGAGAUGUAAACAAAUAGAGUAUUGUGAAGAUCAGGAACGUGUUAUUGAGGUAGACGAUCCUGAAGGUGGAUGGGUCGAUACCCAUCAUUAUGACUCGAGCAUUGGAGGAAUAGAUGAGAAAGUUACGGAAAUGACAUUGGAGGAAGGGCAGCCGGAGGCUGCUACUAGAGGUGGAGACACAGACGAGGAUGAUGAGGAUGAUGAAGAGCCAGCAGAUAUGGAGGCGUUCGAGGUCAGCGGUCUAUUGGACGAAGAUGAUAAGUAUACUUCGGAAUCGACACGAAAACCUGUUAAUGAAGAACGCGAUUCUUGUACUGAUGGUGAAAUCAUACAUACACGCACAUAUGAUCUUCACAUCACCUAUGACAAAUAUUACCAAACACCUCGGCUGUGGCUGUUUGGGUAUGAUGAGAGUCGCAAGCCACUGAGUGUUGAAGAGAUGUAUGAAGAUGUAAGCCAGGACCACGCGAAAAAGACUGUUACAAUGGAAACUCAUCCACAUCUUCCUGGUCCACCUAUGGCAUCUGUGCAUCCAUGCAGGCAUGCUGAGGUGAUGAAGAAGAUCAUAGAGACAGUAAUGGAGGGUGGGAGAGAACUGGGCGUUCACAUGUACCUAAUUAUAUUUCUCAAGUUUGUUCAGUCUGUCAUUCCCACGAUUGAGUACGAUUAUACACAGAAUUUUAUGCUUACCACCUCUGGAUAGGUGGAUGCAAUAGUCAGGUGAAAGUAAUGCUACUUAAUAAUAUUGCAAUUUCAUUUUCAAUUGCGUGUACCACCCUGACAUCGCGAGGAAAGAAAUAGCGUGCUGCCAUGAAAAUGGAAACCAAGUCAGCGUACCAUGAUAAGUUUACAAUUACAAUCCUGGAACCAUAAUCAGCUCCAUAAAUCUGAUUAAUUAAUACUCACCACGGUAAUUCGACGCCUAAGUAAUUAGCUUCUGGUAGAUUGCCUACUGCAAUGAGUUACUUCUUGCCAUUUCUAGAUUAAUACGAUCGAUUCUUUCAUCAAACCGAAUUACCCAAGCAUAGCUAAUUACUUAUAUUGCCUGGUAUUAUAAAGAUGAUGGCGAUUUUAAGCUCAUCAUCGAUACUACUGAUGAUUACCAGAUGAUCGUUAAGAAUACUUCGGUUUAUUUUUGCAGGUGGUAAAAUUCUGUUUGUCUUUAGUUUGACGAAAACUACCUGUGCACUUACAAAUAUGUCGGACUUCAGUACUAGAUUUAUCUUUAGGGUAAAUUGAAUAUGCAGGAAAUAACACAGAAUAAUAUUAAUCAAUCUUUUGCAUCUGCAAAUAAAUUGCUUUAAAAAUA
This is a messenger RNA of Diprion similis, 1778 nucleotides long. It is a transcript of the gene Atg3, whose product is annotated as ubiquitin-like-conjugating enzyme ATG3. Gene Ontology annotation, molecular function: Atg8-family ligase activity. The record is from RefSeq and is a predicted model, not a curated record. The coding region runs from base 222 to 1172 and encodes 316 amino acids. NCBI's taxonomy places the organism in Eukaryota, Metazoa, Arthropoda, Insecta, Hymenoptera, Diprionidae. Gene Ontology annotation, biological process: autophagy of mitochondrion; nucleophagy; autophagosome assembly. The transcript has 6 exons. Gene Ontology annotation, cellular component: cytosol; cytoplasmic ubiquitin ligase complex.